CUCUCUCUCUCUCUCUCCUACAAAUAGUAACGAUCAUAUCUUCAUUACACGUCUCGAACUUUCCAUCAACGUAGAAGAAAAGUUAUAUUUCUACUACUCCCUGAAGACUCCUUACCCAUGUGGCCGGCCUUUACCAGAAAAAACCAGAAAUAGCUUCCAUUUAACCGGAAAACAGUAGUGACACAGGGAGGCCUAAGAUGCUUUAUCCGAUGCUUCUUUGGUACCUCAGAGAUUCUAAUUCAAUCCCAUAGAGAGGCCCACUUGCAAGGAAACAGAGCUAGACAUGAAUAUGGAGUUGUUGAAGAAUCUAUGGUUUCAUGGUUUUGUGGGUCUUCGAUCACAAGAUGUUCAAGUUAGAUAACAAAGGUGAUAUGGUGCAGAAGGAGAGCAGUAAUGAUUCUGAAACGAGUUCCCCAGAUCUCCGUGCUUUCUUAAACUUAGUUGAUAGAGCACAUAGUCUACAAUUGCUCAAAGAGAAGAAUCAAGGAUUAGAGAAGCCAAUAAGGAACAACUUCAGUGCAUGGCAGCCUUCUUUUGAACCAGAAGACUUCAAUUUACCUCCAAAGAGAGGUUCCACUUCCACUUCCACUGUAGAUCGUCCAAGAACCAGCGCUGCUAUGGUUGAAGGAGGUGGCGGUAGCGGCAGCGGUGGUGAUGAAGGAAAGGAGGAGAAGAGGAUGAAAAAUGGUUUGAAGAGGCCAAGACAUCUUGUUGAUUUGGCUCUACACCAUGUUCCUGAGAAAGGGUUGAAGAAAAGAGAAGAAACUAGUAGCAAGGUUCUUCUUCUAUGUGAUCUUAACAAAGAAGUUGAAUCAUCUGAGGCUGUUAAUGGGAGCUUUGGUUUGAAUCUUGAACUUGGAAUUAAACAUCUGUAACUCAAUAAUGUUGUG
Molecule: messenger RNA, 890 nt
Organism: Telopea speciosissima
Lineage: Eukaryota; Viridiplantae; Streptophyta; Magnoliopsida; Proteales; Proteaceae
Exons: 2
Coding region: 318-875 (185 amino acids)
Source: RefSeq, a predicted model, not a curated record